AUGAAUCGAACAAUGAGUUUUGUUAUAGUACUUGUGAUUCUUGUCUCGGUUUCAAACCUUGUCGUGGCGGCUCAUGUCGGUCUUACAACUACCGACCCUUCUUGGGACGACGCACACGCUACGUUCUAUGGCGACAUUAACGGUGGAGAAACCAUGCAAGGAGCAUGUGGUUACGGCGACUUAUUCAAAGAAGGUUACGGCUUAGAGACCGCAGCACUAAGCACAGCACUAUUCAACAACGGCAAGACUUGUGGUGCAUGUUUCGAACUAAUGUGUGUGAACUCACAAUAUUGCAAACCUAACGCUGGUACAAUCAGAAUCACAGCUACUAACUUCUGCCCACCAAACUACAACGAACCUGUUCAGUACCAUUGGUGCAACCCUCCUAACAAACACUUCGACUUAUCGAUGAAAAUGUUCCUUUCGUUCGCCGAGUAUAGAGGAGGGAUAGUUCCAGUGAAGUUCAGGAGAGUAAUGUGUCAUAAGAGAGGUGGUGUGAGGUUUGAGAUUAAGGGUAAUCCUUAUUUUAUCAUGGUUUUGGUGUAUAACGUUGGUGGUGCAGGAGAUGUUACUAACGUUGAGAUUAGAGGUGAUAAGAGUAAUUGGAUUGGUAUGAGUAGGAAUUGGGGACAAAUUUGGAAUGCUGGUUCGGAUUUGGUUGGACAAAAGCUCUCGUUUGUUGUUAGGACAAGUGAUGGUAAGAGCUUGACGUUCUUUAAUGUUGCACCAGAGAAUUGGGGGUUUGGUCAAACUUAUGAAGGAACACUCAAUUUUUAGAUGUUUUCUUUAGUUAUUGUUUUAGUUUUCUAGAGUUUUGUCUUUUUUAGUUGG
This is a messenger RNA of Capsella rubella, 831 nucleotides long. Its product is annotated as expansin-A25. Bases 1 to 777 code for a protein of 258 amino acids. NCBI's taxonomy places the organism in Eukaryota, Viridiplantae, Streptophyta, Magnoliopsida, Brassicales, Brassicaceae. The transcript has 2 exons. Gene Ontology annotation, biological process: plant-type cell wall organization. The record is from RefSeq and is a predicted model, not a curated record. Gene Ontology annotation, cellular component: extracellular region.